Sus scrofa (pig) is the source of this 5562-nucleotide messenger RNA. RefSeq names its product Rap guanine nucleotide exchange factor 3 (gene RAPGEF3). Gene Ontology annotation, biological process: Ras protein signal transduction. The record is from RefSeq and is a predicted model, not a curated record. Lineage: Eukaryota; Metazoa; Chordata; Mammalia; Artiodactyla; Suidae. Gene Ontology annotation, cellular component: plasma membrane. Gene Ontology annotation, molecular function: guanyl-nucleotide exchange factor activity.
CCAUCUCAUCCAUCAUCUGCCUUGGUGGGAGGUGGGGGCUUUGCCUGCCAGUGAUAAGGAUGAGACAAGUGGAAGGUCCAAUCCCAAGGUCUCCCCUGGCUAUCAGUGAACAGGUAAUCACCCCAGGCCAUCUUCUUAGUCUUCCAGGAGAUGGGGAAUGAGAAAGAGCUGUGAGAAAAGAAAAGCAAGGAAAGGGGAGUACGGAGGGGACACCGAGAAGGGAUGAUGGGCUUUCGACGCUUUUACUUUCACCAAUUUUGAAUCCCUUUCUUUGGAUCCUUGUACCCUACGCCCCCACCACACUCAGUAUUUCUUUCCAUGGCCUCCUCUCUUAGUCCGGAUUAGAAAAAUGAAUGUGAUGUACACACAGCACCGUAUAGCCUGGGCGUUAAGUGGAGCCAGGCAGCCUGGGUUCAAGCCCAGCUCCAUCACUGACAAGCUUCUUAAUAGCUCUAAGCCUCAUCCUCACCAUCUGAAGUGGGAACCACAGUACUUCUCCACAGGGUGGUGGCAGAGAUGAAAUACCAAAUACCAAAUAUGGGGAAGCACUUGGAACAGUGCCAGACACUUACCGGCUACUGUGACCUGCUGAGAGGUCUACCUGGAUGCAGAUGUCCUGCCUCACUCACCUGCUUUUCCACCUGCCCAAAGUAGGGGCAGGGUGAAUAGGAAAUGGGGGACACUUUUCUGAUCCCACUGCCAGUCUCUGAAAGCUCCCCUGCAAGAACUUCUAGACCAGAUCAUUGGCACUGGCAACCUGAAAUUUCAACUCACUUCCCCACUCCCUGGCAAUUCUCUUCUCCAAGGACACCUGUGACUCCAGCCUGAUAUACCUGCAAGCUGUUCUUCAUUCUUCCAAAUUCCCAGAAUUUGCAUGGGGGGGGGGGUUGGUCUUGGGGCCAGACAUUUUCAGGCCUCCAUCCUUCUUCCCUGAGGGGGCAUUUAACACUCUACCAUUGUUUCUCAAAAUGUGAACCUAGCCUUGGGGAACUUGUUCAAAAUACUGAUUUUCCAUAUCAUGUCAAUAGGACUGAACCUGAAUUGGGGGUGGGGGGAUCUUAUAGUUUGAUAAACUCCUGGGAGGAUUUUGUUUAAUACACAUUAAGAUUGAGAUUUUUAAUCACAAAUUAAUUCCCAGUGGAAGACAAGGGUUGGGCGGCCCAGAGCGGGGAGCAGGGAGGCGGGGGUGCGGAUUGAUAGAUGUCUUCCUCUGUCUCGGCAGUCUCCGCCGCAGAGGGGAAGGGGCACGGAUGGGGCAAAAAGGGAGUGAGUCCCAGACAGCCUGGGGCGGGCCAUGCCACUCCUUCCCAAACCCUCAGUGACGCCCCGAGCAAUAACAGGCCCCAGGGGAGUCGCUGUCCCAGAGCCACUGUCUCUCCGCCCUCCCAGAAGCAGGAGUAGGGUAAAGAGGGUGGCGCUGGGCCACCAGCGCGGCGGUGGGAGCAGAGGCCCAGGGAGGCGAUGGCCCUUCCUGCAAAGUCUGCCUAGGACUCUGGAAUCCCAGGCUGGGCCUUCACCCGCCGGGGUCGUGGCCCUCGAAGCCCCCUCCUCUGGGAGCUCAGCGACCACGCCAGCCCUCACCGUCCCGGAACGCCGUCCUUCCUCUCCAGUCUCCAUUUCCCCACCCGCGCCCGGAGCGUGCGUGUGUGCAGCGCCGGGAGAAGGGACGGAUGGGGCGUGUGUCUGGGAGGAUCGGCAGCGGGAUUCCCCACGGGAAAGCGGCCCAAGCCUUCCCCCGGCCUGUUUAAGACCCUGAACAGAAACAGGAGGCAGGACGCCCCCGGCCGGGAAGCGGCCCCAGCCCGGAUUUCCCUCCCGGGUGGGGCUGCAAUGACUCACCCCCUUCCCCCUUCCCCGGGUUUCCUUGUUUGCAUUUCUCCUCCCGGCCACGUGGCGGCCAAUGCAGCGGCUCACAGCCCCUACCCCGACACCCCGGCCGCCGCGACCCGGGCACGCACCCCAGGGCUGCUUCUGCCUCUCGGGGUUUCUCCCGGCUCCGGCUCCGGCCCGCUCGGCUGCCCCCGGGGUCCCGGCUCCGCCCCUUGCCCGUGCCCGCCCCCUUUCCUACCGCGGGGCCGGGCGCGUCCUCCCCGCCCCCUCUGCUAGUCCCGGGAGGGGAAGGGGGCGGGCCGCGCAGGGGGUGUGACAGCUCCCGCCCGGACCAGUGCCAGCAGCAGCCUCGCUUCAGUGCCCGGUGCCAGCUGGCUCUUUCUUCUGGGACGGAGGGGAGGCUCGGGGCUCCUUGUCGCUGGGGGUGGGGGACGCCCCCCCCAAGUCCCCAGCUUAUUUCCCCCCCCCGCCUCCACCCCAAGAGGAGCCUCUCCCCCUAGCUUGGCUGGGGCUGACCUGACAGCGGGUCCAGCUAGGAAUUGGCCUGUUCACUUCGCUUGGAACUUACAGCCGCGGAGCAGACGGGGGACUCGCUGGGGGGAGUCCCCCCCACCCCCAGCCUUUUGCUAGAAACUGCAGGGCUGUGUGAGCUUGAGAAGGAACAUGAAGGUGGGCUGGCCAGGUGAGAGCCGCUGGCAGGUGGGCCUGGCUGUGGAGGACGGCUCAGCUCUGGGAGCACCAACGGUGGGAGGCCUCCCGGACGUGGUGCCGGAGGGGACGCUGCUCAACAUGGUGCUGAGGAGGAUGCACCGGCCCCGAAGCUGCUCCUACCAGCUGCUGCUGGAGCACCAGCGCCCCAGCCGCAUCCAGGGGCUUCGCUGGACGCCACUCACCAACAGCGAGGAGUCCCUGGAUUUCAGCGUGAGCCUGGAGCAGGCCUCCACAGAGCGGGUCCUCAGGGCUGGGAAACAGCUGCAUCGACAUCUCCUGGCCACCUGCCCCAACCUCAUCCGAGACCGAAAGUACCACCUUAGGCUCCACCGGCAGUGCUGCUCUGGCCGGGACCUAGUAGAUGGGAUCUUGGCCCUGGGGCUGGGGGUCCAUUCCCGGAGCCAAGCCGUGGGAAUCUGCCAGGUGCUGCUGGAUGAAGGUGCCCUCUGUCAUGUGAAACACGACUGGGCCUUCCAGGACCGAGAUACCCAAUUCUACCGCUUCCCGGGGCUGGAGCCAGAGCCUGCGGGUGUCCAUGAGCUGGAGGAGGAGUUGGUGGAGGCGCUGGCCCUGCUCUCCCAGCGGGGGCCUGACGCCCUGCUCACAGUGGCCCUUCGAAAGCCCCCGGGUCAGCGCACAGAUGAGGAGCUGGACCUCAUCUUUGAGGAGCUGCUGCACGUCAAGGCUGUGGCCCACCUUUCCAACUCGGUGAAGCGGGAAUUAGCGGCGGUUCUGCUCUUUGAACCACACAGCAAGGCAGGGACUGUGCUGUUCAGCCAAGGGGACAAGGGCACCUCAUGGUACAUUAUCUGGAAGGGAUCUGUCAACGUGGUGACCCAUGGCAAGGGCCUGGUGACCACACUGCACGAGGGAGAUGACUUCGGACAGCUGGCUCUGGUGAACGAUGCACCCCGGGCAGCCACCAUCAUCCUGCGAGAAGACAACUGUCACUUUCUCCGCGUGGACAAGCAGGACUUCAACCGUAUCAUCAAGGAUGUGGAAGCAAAGACCAUGAGGCUGGAAGAGCAUGGCAAAGUGGUGUUGGUGCUGGAGAGAAGCUCUCAGGGCUCUGGCCCUUCUCGUCCCCCCACCCCAGGCAGGAACCGGUAUACAGUGAUGUCUGGCACACCAGAGAAGAUCCUAGAACUGCUGUUGGAGGCCAUGCGGCCCGAUUCCAGUGCUCAUGACCCAACAGAGACAUUCCUCAGUGACUUCCUCCUGACCCACAGUGUCUUCAUGCCCAACGCUCAGCUCUGCGCUGCCCUCCUGCACCACUUCCACGCGGAGCCGGCAGGAGGCAGCGAGCAGGAGUGCAGCACCUACGUCUGCAACAGGAGGCAGCAGAUCCUGAGGCUGGUCAGCCAGUGGGUGGCUCUGUAUGGCCCCAUGCUCCACACUGACCCUGUGGCCACCAGCUUCCUCCAGAAACUGUCAGACCUGGUGAGCAAGGAUGCCCGGCUUAGCAACCUGCUGCGGGAGCAGUGGCCCGAGAGGCGGCGACACCACAGGUUGGAAAACGGCUGUGGGAACGCAUCUCCUCAGAUAAAGGCCCGGCACAUGCCUGUUUGGCUCCCCAGCCAGGACGAGCCCCUUCCCAGCAGCAACUGUGCCAUCCGAGCUGGGGACAAAGUCCCCUAUGACAUCUGCCGGCCAGACCACUCGGUGCUGACCCUGCAGCUGCCAGUGACGGCCUCGGUCAGGGAGGUGAUGGCGGCCUUGGCCCAGGAGGAUGGCUGGACUAAGGGGCAGGUGCUGGUGAAGGUCAACUCCGCAGGCGAUGCCGUUGGCCUGCAGCCAGAUGCCCGUGGUGUGGCCACAUCCCUGGGGCUCAACGAGCGGCUCUUUGUUGUCAACCCACAGGAAGUGCAUGAGCUGACCCCACACCCCGAGCAGCUGGGGCCCACCGUGAGCUCUGCUGAGGGGCUGGACCUGGUGAGCACCAAGGACCUGGCGGGCCAGCUGACGGAUCACGACUGGAGCCUCUUCAACAGCAUCCACCAGGUGGAACUGAUCCACUACGUGCUGGGGCCCCAGCAUCUGCGGGACGUCACCACCGCCAACCUGGAGCGUUUCAUGCGCCGCUUCAACGAGUUGCAGUACUGGGUGGCCACGGAGCUGUGUCUCUGCUCUGUGCCCAGCCUGCGGGCCCAGCUGCUCAGGAAGUUCAUCAAACUGGCAGCCCACCUCAAGGAGCAGAAGAAUCUCAAUUCCUUCUUUGCUGUCAUGUUUGGCCUCAGCAACUCGGCCAUCAGCCGCCUGGCCCAUACCUGGGAGCGGCUGCCCCACAAAGUCCGGAAGCUGUACUCAGCCCUCGAGAGGCUGCUGGACCCCUCAUGGAACCACCGAGUGUACCGUGUAGCCCUCACCAAGCUGUCCCCUCCUGUCAUCCCCUUCAUGCCCCUUCUUCUCAAAGACAUGACCUUCAUCCAUGAGGGAAACCACACCCUGGUGGAGAAUCUCAUCAACUUUGAGAAGAUGAGAAUGAUGGCCAGAGCCGUGCGGAUGCUGCACCACUGCCGAAGCCACAGCAAUGUGCCCCUGUCACCACUGAGAAGCCGAGUCUCCCACCUGCACGAGGACAGCCAGGCGGCCAGGAUUUCCACGUGCUCGGAACAGUCCCUGAGCACCCGGAGUCCGGCCGGCACCUGGGCUUCUCUCCAGCAGCUGAAGGUCAUUGACAACCAGCGGGAGCUGUCUCGCCUGUCCCGGGAGCUGGAGCCUUGAGGAGUGGUUAGGCUGGAGCGGGCACUUGCCACCAGGAGAGCCAGGGCGUGCCGGGCCUGGAGGCCCACAGGCUGGCCGAGCCGGGCAGGGCUCUCCACGGACUGGACUCGAGGCCCUGGAGCAGGCGACGCGGAGGCUGCUGUCCCCUGUGAUGACAGGUGGCCAAGAAGGACCUCAGAAUGAGAUGAGCGGGGGCCUCAGGCCAAGGAAUGGGGGACAGAGAGGCCCCGGAGCGGGUGGGAGAGCAGAGCGCCCUCUCUGUUCAAUAGAGAGCUCUCCACACCCAGGUUUUUACCA